Nerophis lumbriciformis (worm pipefish) is the source of this 696-nucleotide messenger RNA. Lineage: Eukaryota; Metazoa; Chordata; Actinopteri; Syngnathiformes; Syngnathidae. The record is from RefSeq and is a predicted model, not a curated record.
AUGGCAGUGCCCAUGAGCAAGGUCAAUUUUUCCGUCAGGAGCAUCCUGGACCUGCCCGAGCAGGACUUGGAGGCCGUGCCCUGCAGGACUUCAUCUUACUCGGCCAGGAGGUCUCCCUACAGCUCGUGGAUGGACAGCUCGUGCACGUGUAGAGGACAUGUGUCCUGGGACGAGGCCAGCAGCCUGGAAGCGUCUCCGGACUCCACCGAGCCGCACGAAGCGUCGGCAGAAGUGGAAUCUCCGGACGCGGUGAAGAAGAACAAAAAGCGGCGGGUUCUUUUCUCCAAGGCCCAAACCCUGGAGCUGGAGCGCCGGUUCCGCCAGCAGCGCUACUUGUCCGGCCCGGAGAGAGAGCACCUGGCCCGCAUCCUCUGCCUGACUCCCACUCAGGUCAAGAUCUGGUUCCAGAACCACCGCUACAAGAUGAAGAGGGGGCGGGCUGAAGGGGCGCUGUUGGACCUGGAGAUGGUGCACCCCCCCAUGUUGCGCAGGGUGGUCGUGCCGGUUCUGGUUCGGGACGGAAAGUCCUUCCAGGCCUGCUUGGAGAGAUCCACGCAUCCUCGGAUCCACUUCCCGGCUCUGACCUACCAGUCCCUGCAGCACGCUCUUCCUCCUCGCUACCAGAACCUUCACAACCCCGCAGCCUCUUGGACGGACUUGUGGAGCAACGCUCUACACUUUUCUUCCUUCAAGUGA